AUGUCCGGCAAGCUGCUGACGGCGGUUGUCUGGGGAUUGAUUGUGAUGCAGUUCGUACUACGCUGUCCCUCGGUCGUCGCCUUCAAUGGGACCCAUGAUAAGCUUGAGAUUGCUGCAACGACCACACCGGCCACCGUCUGGAAGAGACCACCGAUCGAGUACGACAGGGAUCUGGUGAUUGAACUCAUCGAAGCGGCAGAUUAUCCGAUCGAAAAGCACGUACUCACGACGUCGGACGGUUACAUCCUGAAGCUUCACCGCAUCCCCGAUCCGCUGCAGUUCCGCAGUGCGGAACAGGGCGCCGACACCAACGAUACGGACGACCCGGACGAACAGUUGCGCUUUGGCCCGAACAAAACAUUCCGGGGGACGGUUUUGCUCGUGCCGGGACUAUUCUCGACGGCGGCCGAUUUUGUUGUCACCGGGCCGGAAAAUGCGUUAGCCUUUGUAUUGGCCGACGCCGGCUAUGACGUGUGGCUUGCCAAUGUGCGUGGAUCGCGGUUUUCGAGGAAAAACACCAAGCUGAGCGUGGCGGAUAGCGAGUUCUGGGAUUUCAGCUUUCACGAAAUCGGUACAAUCGAUCUACCGGCCAUCAUCGACUACAUCGUGCGGGAAACGAACGCACAGAAGCUGUUCUACGUUGGCCACAACCAGGGCAUGACGGAUCUGUUCGUUCUGCUGUCCAGCAAACCGCGCUACAACCGCAAGAUCCAUCACGCCAUUGGCCUAGCUUCGAUUGCAUACCUCGGCACAACGGAAAACCGUGUCGUACGACGUGCCGCCGAACUGACCGACAAACUGUACGCCACCUUGCGUGCGCUCAACAUCCACGAGCUGAGGCCCUCGCCGGACAUUGUCCGACUGCUGAGCGGUACCGUGUGUGCGAGCGACAUGAGCGAACUGUGCAGGGAAAUGUUGCGUGGCUUUUUCAGCACAACCGCCGAUCGAUCGCGCAAUCUACUGCCCAGCAUUGUGGAUGAUCUGCUGACGAGCGUAUCCACCCGGCAGCUCAUCCAUUUCGGGCAGCUUAUGCAAACGAAGAAAUUUCAACAGUUUGAUUACCGUAACUACAUGCUCAACACGCAAAAGUAUGGCCAGGCCAAACCACCGGAAUACAACCUAACGCGGGUGCGUCUCGCAGUGUCGCUGUAUCAUGGAACGAAUGAUUUUAUCACGUCGACAAAGGAUGCACUGCGGCUGAAGGACGAAUUGAGAAACGUGAAACACUUCCUCGAAGUUCCCGAUUUGAACCACAUCGGGUUUGUGUAUUCGGACCGGCUGUACGGGCGGGUGAACGGGAAGAUAAUCGACAUCUUUAACCAACACCCAACACAAGCUUAA
Molecule: messenger RNA, 1341 nt
Organism: Anopheles marshallii
Lineage: Eukaryota; Metazoa; Arthropoda; Insecta; Diptera; Culicidae
Product: lipase 3-like
Exons: 5
Coding region: 1-1341 (446 amino acids)
Biological process (GO): lipid metabolic process
Molecular function (GO): hydrolase activity, acting on ester bonds
Source: RefSeq, a predicted model, not a curated record